Messenger RNA from Pistacia vera, 2755 nucleotides. RefSeq names its product two pore calcium channel protein 1. Lineage: Eukaryota; Viridiplantae; Streptophyta; Magnoliopsida; Sapindales; Anacardiaceae. The record is from RefSeq and is a predicted model, not a curated record. Gene Ontology annotation, biological process: calcium ion transport; transmembrane transport. The transcript has 23 exons. Gene Ontology annotation, molecular function: calcium ion binding; voltage-gated calcium channel activity. Gene Ontology annotation, cellular component: plant-type vacuole; vacuolar membrane. Bases 104 to 2266 code for a protein of 720 amino acids.
AUUAUGAUUUUUGUUUUAUUUUUACAUUACGACGUCCACUUUUGAACAACAGACUUGCCAUACAAGUAUAGUAGUUAGUCGAUUCAGUUUCCGAAAGUGGAAGAUGGAUAAGGCUCUGCUGAUAAGCGGAGAAAGCAGUAACACUAACAACAUACGGCCGCCUUCUUCCUACACUCGUCGCUCCCAAGCGAUCACGCGCGGCUCUCGUUACCAGAAGGCCGCGGCUCUCGUGGAUCUGGCUGCAGAUGGUGAUGGUUUACCAGAGGAAAUUCUUGAUCAGUCAGAGUCGAGCUUCGAGACUUCUGCCAAGUUCUACUUCAUGUUUAUUAAGUUUGAAUUCAUUUGGUCCCUUAAUUAUUUUGCUUUGAUAGUCUUGAAUUUCUUAGAGAAACCUUUGUGGUGCUCAAAGAGUUCUCUAACAUAUUCUUGCACUGAUAGAGAUUACUAUUAUCUUGGGCAGUUGCCAUACUUAAGUGGUACAGAGUCACUUAUUUAUGAGGGCAUAACUCUCAUUGUGCUUGUGAUACAUACUUUCUUUCCAAUUUCAUUCGAAGGGUCACAGGUCUACUGGAAAAAUCCUUUUACUCGGUUGAAGGUCAUGUGCCUAUUAAUUUUGGUUGCUGAUCUUCUGGUUUAUGUUCUCUACUUGUCUCCAGUGGCAUUUGACUCACUUCCUCUCAGGAUUGCACCAUAUAUCAGAGUUGCUUUUUUCACCCUAAACAUUAGAGAAUUACGAGAUAGCAUCUUCGUUUUGGCUGGAAUGCUUGGCAUGUACUUGAAUGUCUUGGCACUUGGGCUUUUGUUCCUGCUGAUCGCCAGUUGGGUAGCGUAUGUCAUGUUUGAAGACACGCAACAGGGUAAAACAGUAUUUACUUCGUAUGGUACCACAUUGUAUAAGAUGUUAAUUUUAUUCACCACUUCCAACAACCCGGAUGUCUGGAUACCUGCGUACAAGGAUAACCCCCAAAUGAAGGUCACCAACUUGAUCCUUGCUGUUGUAUAUGAUAGCUUCAAAGGUCAGCUUGCAAAGCAAGUUUCUGAUAUGGAUCGCAUGAGGAAAAGUAUAUUGGGAAAGGCCUUUAAUCUUAUUGAUAAAGAUAAUGUCGGAUCCCUCGACAAAGAGCAAUGUAUACAACUGUUUCAAGAACUUAACAAAUAUAGGACUUUGCCAAAAAUAUCAAGAGAAGAAUUUGAGUUAAUAUUUUAUGAGCUGGAUGACACCCAUGAUUUCAAGAUCAAUUUGGAUGAAUUCUAUGACCUUUGCAAUGCCAUUGCUCUAAGAUUCCUAAAAGAGGAUGCACCAUCUUGUUUUGAAAGAUUUCCGUUAGUUUACCGUUCACCAUUUUCCGAAAAGUUGAAAGCUUUUGUACGAAGCCCCAAAUUUGGAUACAUAAUAACCUUCAUUCUCGUAGUGAAUCUAGCUGCCGUUAUUGUUGAAACAAUGCUUGAUAUAGAAAACAGUUCUGGACAGAAGGUGUGGCAAGAGGUGGAAUUUGUCUUUGGGUGGAUAUAUGUACUGGAAAUGGCUCUGAAAGUUUAUUCAUUUGGAUUUGAGAAUUAUUGGAGGGAUGGUCAAAAUCGCUUUGAUUUUCUGAUAACAUGGAUAAUAGUUAUCGGCGAAACCAUAACUUUUGUGUCCCCUAAUAGCCUUACCUUUCUUUCGAACGGAGAAUGGAUCCGCUACCUUCUUCUCGCAAGAAUGCUAAGAUUGAUCAGGAUCCUAAUGCAUGUCCAACGUUACCGAGCUUUUCUUGCCACAUUCUUAACCCUUAUACCAAGUUUAAUGCCUUAUCUUGGGAUCAUAUUUUGUGUCUUAUGUAUCUAUUGCUCUCUUGGUGUACAGAUCUUUGGCGGGAUUGUCAAUGUGGGGAACACAAAGGUGGAAGAGACUGAUCUUGCAGAUGAUGACUAUUUACUUUUUAAUUUUAAUGACUAUCCAAAUGGAAUGGUGACUCUUUUCAAUUUGCUGGUUAUGAAUAAUUGGCAAGAUUGGAUGCAGAGCUACAAAGAAUUGACAGGAACCUCUUGGACCCUUGUAUAUUUUAUCAGCUUCUACCUGAUAAAUGUUGUAUUACUCUUGAAUUUGAUUGUAGCGUUUAUCUUGGAGGCAUUCUUUGCUGAAUUGGAAUGCGAAGAAGAUGACAAGGAUGGAAGAAGCAAGGAAAGACGCCGAUAUGUUGUUGGUGCCAAAACUCGAAGUCAGAGAGUUGAUAGGCUUCUCCAUCACAUGCUGAGUGCAGAGCUAAAUGAUUCUGGCGAUACGUAGUUUGAUUUCAUUUCACAUUCUGGUGUGUGAUAAUUAAAAUAAAUCUUACUGCUUCUUUUCGAAGUUCAGUUUUCAUUGUCGCAAGUUUGUGUUAUUUACAUUGUCUUUUGGUUUUUUUUUGUUUUUUCCAAUUUUGUUGCCUACAAUUAUUGCACGCAUCAGUCCCCAGUCCAAUUAUAUGGUAUAGCUACAUAGAGAACAGUGGAUACUAGUUCAAAUUUAAUGGUAAAGAUUGUCAUUUGUUGCUAAAUUGCUCAUUGCUUAUUUGGUAAAAUGAAACCAAAUCCUUUAAUGAGAUGUGGAAUUCCCUGUUUGAAAAUUCAAGUGUUGAGGACAUUGGAUGCAAAUUUUAUAGAUUUGUACAAUUAGACUGAAACAUGUGCUGCUGUUUAUUCACAACAAGCAUUUGACUGAAAUAACGACAGAAUUUAAAUGAACUCUCUUUCAUUUUGAUUCUGCAUUCUCAUUUGUUGCAUAUUAAACUGUGUU